Molecule: messenger RNA, 3260 nt
Organism: Phalacrocorax carbo (great cormorant)
Lineage: Eukaryota; Metazoa; Chordata; Aves; Suliformes; Phalacrocoracidae
Source: RefSeq, a predicted model, not a curated record
UGCUGCAGGGACCCCCUCAGCCCCAGCAGGAUGUCCCAGCCGCUCUCCUUCACCCUCUGUGUCUCUGAGGAUACCGAGAGCAAUAGCCAGGAGCCGAGCCCGGACAAUGAAGGAGCCCUGCACACCUCCUUCCGCCAGCUCAUCCAGGAGCAGAGCAGCUUGGUACAGGCAGAUCUGGAGCUGGAGAUGCAGGAGAAGGACAGAGAGCACCUGACCCCCUUGGUCCCCUCAGACACCUCUGCUGCAGCCUGGCUGGAGCCUGGGCAGGAUGAGCAGCACCCCGGCUACUCCUCUGCCACCUUGAAGAUCCUCGCCAGCAUGCCCAGCCGCACCAUUGGGCGCAGCCGCGGGGCCAUCAUCUCCCAGUACUACAACCGCACAGCCCGGCUGCGGCGCCGGAGCAGCCACCCACCCCUGCAGCAGCUCUGCCGUGCGGCGCGGCCCAGCCUGCGGCAGUAUGACCUGGAGACUGACCCUGCCAGGGCAACGCUGGAAGACAAGCGGAGCCUGCUGGUGAAGGAGCUGCUGAGCCUCUCGCCCAGCCAGUGCAGCUACAUGCUGCUCACUGUGCCCCUCAGCCUGACAGAGAAACGCACCCUCCGGCAGGAGCUGAGCAGGCUGAGGGGCCCCCCGAGGCAGCAUGCCCAGCACCAGGCUCCCUCCUCUCCCUGCAGAUGGUCCAAGGACUAUAUCAUCCUUGGCUGCCGGGACUUCUGGUACAGGCUCCUCUCCCUGCUCCUUGCUGCACGGCCCUGGCACUAUGCCCUGAAGCAGAUCAGUGGCCGCUUCGGCUCCAGUGUCCUCUCCUACUUCCUCUUCCUCAAGACACUCCUCAUGUUCAACGUCAUCUCAUUCCUCAUCCUCCUUAUCUUCGUGGUAGCCCUGCAGGCUGCGUAUCCCCCUGCCCCGGCCAGCCCCCAGCCCUUCACUGGCCUUGAGGUCCUCACAGGAGCGGGCUACUUCACUCACUCGCUGCUGUACUAUGGCUACUACAGCAAUGUCACCCUCAAUGACCCCUGCGCCUUCAGCCCCAAUGGCAGCGCAUGCCCCCUCGCCGUCCCGUACAACAUGCCACUGGCCUACAUGUUCAGCGUUGGGGUCUCCUUUCUCGUCACUUGUGUCCUGCUGAUGUACAGCAUGUCCCACUCCUUUGGGGAGAGCUACCGCGUGGGCGGCUCUGUGGGGGACCUGGCUGUCAGAGUCUUCUGUGCCUGGGACUUCAAGGUGAUCCAGAGGCGCUCAGUGAAGCUGCAGUGUGAGAACAUCUGCACCCAGCUGAAGGAGCUGCUUGCGGAGCAGCGGUCCCGCUCUCACUCCCUGAGCCUCUGCCAGUGCCUGAGACACACUGCUGUGCUUUUCCUGGCCUGGGCCCUCUCACUGGGCACAGUGCUGGGGUGUGUGUUGGCUGUGCACUACUUCUCGGAGCAUAUGCAUGCGGUUCAGCAGGACCACCAAGCCCGCGCUAGUGGCAGGUGGCAGCAGGAAGCCAUCCUGCUGGUCCUGCCCCUCAUGGUAUCCCUCCUCAAUGUGCUGAUGCCCCACCUGUACAACUUGCUGGGGAUGUGGGAGAAGCAUGACUCCCCGGUGGCAGAGGUCUACGUGGCAAUCUGCAGGGCUCAGGGGCUCCUGGCACCAUUCCUGCUCCCCAGGAACCUCAUUCUGAAGAUGGUGGUCCUUGGCCUGCUCUGCUACCAGUGGCUCAGUCGGAGUGUCAUCUGCUCAACAGAGGAGUGCUGGGAGACAUGUGUGGGGCAGGACCUGUAUCGCUUUGUGGUGAUGGACUUCAUAUUCACCCUGCUGGACACACUCUUCGGGGAGCUGGUCUGGAGGCUGAUCUUGGAGAAGAGGCUGAAGAGGAAGCAGAGGCCUGAGUUUGACAUCGCCCGAAAUGUGCUGGAGUUGAUAUACGGGCAGACUCUGACCUGGCUGGGCGUUCUCUUCGCACCACUCCUGCCAGCCGUGCAGACGCUGAAGCUGCUGCUGCUCUUCUAUAUCAAAAAGACCAGCCUGAUGCAGAACUGCCAGUCCCCCAGCAAGCCCUGGCAAGCAUCUCACAUGAGCACCAUCUUCAUCACCCUGCUGUGCUUCCCGUUCUUCCUGGGUGCAGCUGUCUUCCUCUCCUACACCAUCUGGUCGGUGCAGCCGUCAGAAACCUGUGGCCCCUUCCAGGGGAUGGAGACGAUCUAUAUAUCAGGAAAGACCUGGGUGCAGGUGCUGGAGAAGUCUAACCCGAACAUCACCUGGUUCACCUGGGUCCACCACCACCUGUUGGAGAAUGCCUUCCUCCUGUUCUUUGUGUCUGGGAUCCUGCUAGCCGUGAUCUACUUCAACAUCCAGGUGGUGAGAGGCCAGUGGAGGAUCAUCCACCUGCUGAAGGAGCAGAUUGCCAACGAAGGGGAAGAUAAAAAAUUUCUUAUUCAGAAGCUUCACUCCAUUUAUGAGCAGAAAGAAAGAUGCGCCCGAGUCCCAGUGCCAUACUCCCCGGGAAGGAAUGGGACAAGGACACAGGACUCUACUCACAGCCAGGGACUGGAUCCAGCCCUCUUUCUGAGCUGAUGCAGCGUGGUGCUGGAAGCAGCAGGGCUGUGGGGUGCAGAGAAAGAUCCUCUCCUCCAGGUUGCAGUGACCAAGGAUCCACUGGGACACAUUUUCUGGCAGCUCCACAGGGAUGCUGUGGCACAGGGAUGUGGGUGUUCCCACUGCCUGGAGCUGCUGAGGAUGCAGCAGGACCAAGGUCAGGACUGCCAUCGUGUCCCAGGGCACAGCUCCACCCACAGCAUGGCUCACCAGCAGAGCCCUUCUCUGUGAGCAGUUACUGUUAGCAGAGAACAGAGGACUCUCCUCCUGUAAAUGCCCCAGCCAACCUGGAGAACAACUUUGGGCUGUUUUCAGAAGCCUUUGGGGACAGCAAAGCUUUCUGGCUUGAGAGAAUGUGCAGCCCUCUCUGCACUGCCCAGGAGCAGCGAAACUGGAGCCAGGAGCUGCCAGGCACUGACCCAGCUCCAGCCCUGUGCCUGGCUCUCCUGGAGGAGUGCAGCUGGCCAACACCUUCCCCACAAAUGAGGCCACUGGGCCACCCCCACCAGGCCAGGCAGCCCUAUGGGCACGCUGUACUUGCCUACAGGAUGGCCUCCGGAAAGCCACCGUGGUGCUUCAUUCUGGGCUGGGCAGAGGAACAUGAAGGCUCUGGCUCCCCAGCCAGAGGCUGAGCUGGCCCAUUAAAGGUAGCUGUGCAGGAGGGCUCACAGCCUGUGUCUGGA